AUGACCUUGUUCCUGGAUAAUUCGGCCCAUGUGGCCGCCUCCGUCAUCAGCAUUGCCAUUCUCGCCACUACCAUCUAUGCCCUGCGAGUGUACACGAGGUUAAAGGUGGCGGCUUGGGGCAUCGACGACUGGUGCAUGACCGCGGCUAUACCGCCUUUCGCCGUGCUUUCGGCCGCCUGCAUUCUGGCGUCCUUCAAUGGUGUCGGAGUGCACGUGGAAAGAUUCCAAGACCCUGCGCUUGCAAAGUACCAGGAGAUUGGCCUCAAGUGGUUCUUCUUGUUCGAGGUCUUUUACUGCGUUGCCAUCAUCCCGAUCAAGCUUAGCAUUGCGUUCCAGCUGAUCCGCAUUGCGGCGGGGAGGAAGUUCUACGUGUACAGCCAGUAUGUGGUGGCCGCCUUGUUCACCACCAUGAACCUCAUCGCGGCGCUCUACAUCAUCUUCCAGUGCCAGCCCGUCUCGUACGCGUGGAACACGCAGCAGGAGGGAAAGUGCAACGACGCCAUCAUCCUGACGGACAUCUACUACGCCACGACUGCGGUCAACAUUGCGACGGAUUGGUUCUGCGCGGCCAUGCCUAUUCCGCUACUAUGGAACGUAAAGCUUAACCGCAACGCCAAGAUCUCCGUCGGAUGCAUUUUGAGCCUGGGCAUCUUCGCCUCCCUCUCGGCCUGCAUUCGCCUCAAGUACACGGUCAACCUGCAGAACUCCAACGACUAUCUUUAUGCCAUCUCCGACAUCCUGCUCUGGGGCUACGCCGAGAACGGCAUUGGUGUCAUUGUCGGCUGCGUUGGCACGCUGCGCCCGCUGUUCCGCAAGGUGCUGCACCUGGGCUCCAGCGACGACGGCUCGACGCCCAUGAAGUACGGCGGGGCCUCGUCGAAAGGAGGAAACUUCCCCAGCAACGCGCGCCGCACCUACGACAAGUUCGACUCGCAGUACGAGCUCGAGGAGGGCCUGGCCGGUGCCUCGACUAACGACAGCGACAAGUACGCGCCGCAGGCCCAUGAAACCGAGAUCCGCGCCGGCAUGGCCCGGAGCGGCAGUCUGCGUAGCGACAGCGACAGCCAGAAGCAGAUCCUGGAGGACAGGCAGGGCGCCGGCAUCAUGGUUCACAGCCAGGUGCAAAUUUCCAGGGAUUAA
Molecule: messenger RNA, 1140 nt
Organism: Diplodia corticola
Lineage: Eukaryota; Fungi; Ascomycota; Dothideomycetes; Botryosphaeriales; Botryosphaeriaceae
Product: cation-transporting atpase 4 protein
Exons: 7
Coding region: 1-1140 (379 amino acids)
Source: RefSeq, a predicted model, not a curated record